UUUGGCUCAAGAGCAGAGGGUCUGUCCCGGUUGCUGCCUGCCAUCACCCAUGCUGUCCACUGCCAGCAGCCCGGUGAGGCUCCUGUGCCUGCGCUGAACCUGUCUUGUUGCUUGUUGGACACAGCGUUGCCCACACCACAGUUAGGCCUGACCCUAACUGCUCUUCUCCGCUGUCCCUUUUGGUCCCAGAUAUCCGACCAGAGCUGCCCGCCAUGUCGGCCGCGCCCGGCCUCCUGCACCAGGAGCUGUCCUGCCCGCUGUGCCUGCAGCUGUUCGAUGCGCCCGUGACGGCCGAGUGCGGACACAGCUUCUGUCGCUCCUGCCUGACCCGUGUGGCCGGGGAGCCGGCGGCUGACGGCACCGUGAACUGCCCCUGCUGCCAGGCGCCCACGCGGCCGCAGGCGCUCAGCACCAACCUGCAGCUGGCACGCUUGGUGGAGGGACUGGCGCAGGUGCCGCAGGGCCACUGCGAGGAGCACCUGGACCCGCUGAGCAUCUACUGCGAGCAGGACCGUGUGCUCGUGUGCGGCGUGUGCGCCUCGCUCGGGUCGCACCGUGGCCACCGCCUGCUGCCCGCUGCCGAGGCCCACUCGCGCCUCAAGUCGCAGCUCCCCCAGCAGAAGCUGCAGCUGCAGGAGGCAUGCAUGCGCAAGGAGAAGAGCGUGGCCACGCUGGAGCACCAGCUCGCAGAGGUGGAGGAAACAGUGCGGCAGUUCCGGGGAGCCGUGGGGGAGCAGCUAGGCAAGAUGCGGCUGUUCCUGGCAGCCCUGGAGAGCUCACUGGAGCGCGAGGCGGAGCGUGUGCGGGCCGAGGCUGGGCUGGCCUUGCGGCGGGAGCUGGGUGGCCUGAACGCAUACCUGGAGCAGCUGCGGCAGAUGGAGAAGGUGCUGGAGGAGGUGGCCGACAAGCCGCAGACUGAGUUCCUCAUGAAAUACUGCCUGGUGACCAGCAGGCUACAAAAGACCAUGGCAGAAUCACCCCUGCCUGCCCGACUGGACAUCCAGCUGCCUAUCAUUUCGGAUGACUUCAAGUUCCAGGUGUGGAAGAAGAUGUUCCGAGCUCUGAUGCCAGAAUUGGAGGAGCUGACUUUCGACCAAAGCUCGGCGCACCCGAGCUUAGUGGUGUCACCCUGUGGUCGCCGGGUGGAGUGUUCGGAGCAGAAGGCGCCGCCCGCCGCGGAGGACCCACGCCAGUUCGACAAGGCGGUGGCCGUCGUGGCGCAGCAGCUGCUGGCGGAAGGCGAGCACUAUUGGGAGGUGGAGGUGGGCGACAAGCCGCGCUGGGCACUGGGCGUGAUGGCCGCCGAGGCCAGCCGCCGGGGCCGCCUGCACGCCGUGCCCUCGCAGGGUCUGUGGCUGCUGGGGCUGCGCGACGGCAAGACCCUGGAGGCGCACGUGGAGGCCAAGGAGCCGCGCGCGCUGCGCGCCCCGGAGCGGCGGCCCACGCGUCUGGGCCUCUACCUCAGCUUCGCCGACGGCGUCCUCGCCUUCUACGACGCCAGCAACGCCGACGCGCUCGAGCUGCUCUUUGCCUUUCACGAGCGCCUGCCGGGGCCCGUGUACCCCUUCUUCGAUGUGUGCUGGCACGACAAGGGCAAGAAUGCGCAGCCGCUGCUGCUCGUGGGGCGCGAAGGCCAGGAAGCCUGAGGCAGCCGGCGGGAAGAGGGCAGUGCCCAGGAUUGGGUUGGAUCCCGGGUGGGGUGUGGGGAGGUUGGCUGGGGUUGAACACAGAGCCCGAAGGGGCUUCGGGACAGUUCUGAGAAGGGUGGGUGUUGGUAUGGGGCAGAAGACAGGGUGUGUGUGGGGGUGUUGGGGUCACUUGGUAGGUAAGAGAGGUCAAGGUCAGGGAUGGAGGAGGCAUAAGGGUUCCAGAAGCUCAAGGUGAGGGAGGUAGGGAGAAGGAACCAGGUUGGGGAAGGAUUGAGGGUGGUAAUUCAACCUCACCUUCUCAUCUCUCUCUCCC
This is a messenger RNA of Ochotona princeps (American pika), 1962 nucleotides long. It is a transcript of the gene TRIM72, whose product is annotated as tripartite motif containing 72. The transcript is spliced from 7 exons. NCBI's taxonomy places the organism in Eukaryota, Metazoa, Chordata, Mammalia, Lagomorpha, Ochotonidae. The record is from RefSeq and is a predicted model, not a curated record. Gene Ontology annotation, molecular function: protein binding; zinc ion binding. Bases 213 to 1646 code for a protein of 477 amino acids.